Messenger RNA from Populus nigra (black poplar), 2944 nucleotides. Its product is annotated as probable leucine-rich repeat receptor-like protein kinase At1g35710. Lineage: Eukaryota; Viridiplantae; Streptophyta; Magnoliopsida; Malpighiales; Salicaceae. Gene Ontology annotation, molecular function: protein binding; protein kinase activity; ATP binding. Gene Ontology annotation, biological process: protein phosphorylation. The transcript has 2 exons. The record is from RefSeq and is a predicted model, not a curated record. Bases 81 to 2756 code for a protein of 891 amino acids.
UUGGAACGAGUCCUUGGGAAUGCCAUGCACUUCAUUCAUAAACUUAGCAUUAUCAUUGAAGGGAAGCAUUAGACACAAACAUGGCGUCCAUUGAUUAUGAGCCAAAACUUCUUGCAAUUUUAAGCAUCUCAUUUUUCUUGUACUGUAUUUUUGUAUAUAGUACUGGUCUCGUGGCUGCGCUUGAACCAGCCUUGCUAGCAUUAGAAGGCAAGGCUUUGCUUGAGAGUGGAUGGUGGAGUGACCUCAGCAACCUCACCUCACAUCGGUGCACGUACUGGCCUGGCAUAUUUUGUAAGGCUGGAAGCAUCAGUGAGAUUUCCCCACCUCAAGAGUUCCUCAAGGUGGGAAAUAAGUUUGGAAAGAUGAACUUUUCUUGCUUCUCAAACCUUGUCCGUCUCCACCUGCCCAAGCAUGAGCUCAGUGGGAGCAUCCCGCCUCAAAUUUCCAUCCUUCCACAACUCAGAUACCUCAACCUGUCCUCAAAUAAUCUAACAGGUGAGUUACCGUCUUCACUUGGAAAUCUCAGCCGAUUAGUUGAGCUUGAUUUUUCUUCCAAUUAUUUCAUCAAUUCCAUCCCUCCAGAACUAGGCAAUCUUAAAAAUCUUGUUACUUUGAACUUGUCUCAUAACAACUUCAGCGGCCCAAUCCCUUCGGCACUUUGUCAUUUGGAAAAUCUAACGCAUUUAUUUAUGGAUCACAAUAGUCUCGAAGGUGCCCUCCCUAGUGAAAUAGGGAACAUGAAAAAUCUAGAGAUUUUGGACGUGAGUAAUAAUACACUUAAUGGUCCAAUCCCUCGAACAAUGGGUAGUUUAGCCAAGUUGAGGUCUUUGAUCUUUCGUGAGAACAAAAUCAAUGGAUCCAUUCCUUUGGAAAUAGGAAAUUUGACGAAACUUGAAGAUUUAGAUCUUUGCUCUAACAACCUAGUUGGUUCAAUUCCUUCAACGAUGGGUCUUUUAUCCAAAUUGAUUUCUCUGGUUCUAUGUGAGAACCAAAUCAACGGAUACAUCCCUUUGGAAAUAAGAAAUUUGACGAAUCUACAACAUUUAGAUCUUUACUCUAAUAUCCUAGGUGGUUCAAUUCCUUCAACUUCGGGCUUUUUAUCCAAUUUGAUUUUUCUAGAUCUUUCCUAUAAUAUCCUAGCUGGUUCAAUUCCUUCAACUUUAGGCCUUUUAUCCAAUUUGAUUCUUCUAGAUCUUUCCUACAACCAAAUCAAUGGAUCCAUCCCAAUCGAGAUAGGAAAUUUGAUAAAUUUGACAGAUUUAUAUCUGAAUUCAAACAAUAUCAGUGGUUUGAUUCCUUCUAUAAUGGGCCGUUACCUUUUUGAAAACCAAAUCAAUGGAUCCAUCCCUUCAUCUUUGAAGUAUUGUAAUAAUUUGACCUUCCUAGAUUUGAGCCGCAAUAAUUUAAGUGAAGAGAUACCCUCCAAUCUAUAUGAUUUGACCUCUUUACAAUAUGUGAAUUUUAGUUACAAUAAUCUCUCAGGCCUUGUUCCCUUGAAUUUGCCAGCACCCUUUCAUUUUAAUUUCACAUGUGAUUUACUUCUUCAAGGGCAAAUUACCAACUAUUCUGCAACUUUUAACGCUACUGCAUUUGAGGGCAACAAAUAUUUACACCCUAAUUUCUCAUAUUGUUCAUCUUUUUACUCCCCACCUUCAAAAGACAACAGAAUAAUUCAUUCCAUCAAGAUAUUGCUUCCUAUCACCACCAUUUCACUUUGCCUCUUGUGUCUCGGAUGUUGUUAUCUGUCUCGAUGCAAGGCUACCCAACCUGAGCCAACAUCAUCAAAGAAUGGAGACUUGUUUUCCACAUGGAAUUAUGAUGGGAGGAUUGCAUACGAAGACAUCAUUGCAGCGACAGAGAACUUUGACCUCAGAUAUUGUAUCGGAUCCGGUGGUUAUGGGAGCGUCUACCGAGCACAACUUCCAAGUGGGAAGUUAGUUGCCUUGAAGAAACUUCAUCGUCGAGAGGCAGAGGAGCCGGCUUUUGACAAGAGUUUCAAAAAUGAGGUGGAACUGCUCACACAAAUACGUCACAGGAGCAUUGUAAAGCUUUAUGGAUUCUGUUUGCACCAGCGCUGCAUGUUUCUUGUUUACGAGUACAUGGGAAAGGGAAGCUUGUUUUGUGCCUUGAGAAAUGAUGUCGGAGCUGUGGAAUUGAAGUGGAUGAAAAGAGCACACAUCAUCAAAGACAUUGCUCACGCAUUAUCUUACUUGCAUCAUGAUUGCAACCCGCCAAUUGUUCAUCGAGACAUAUCAAGCAGCAAUGUUCUGUUGAAUUCAGAAUCCAAGUCUUUUGUUGCUGAUUUUGGCGUGGCUAGACUUCUCGAUCCUUAUUCGUCCAACCUUACCGUACUUGCUGGUACCUAUGGAUACAUUGCCCCAGAGUUGGCUUAUACUAUGGUGGUGACAGAGAAAUGUGAUGUCUAUAGCUUUGGAGUAGUGGCGCUAGAAACAUUGAUGGGAAGGCAUCCAGGAGAUAUCCUAUCAUCAUCUGCUCAGGCUAUUACACUGAAAGAAGUGUUAGAUCCUCGUUUGGCACCUCCGACAAAUGAAAUUGUCAUACAUAAUAUAUGUAUUAUUGCAACUCUGGCAUUCUCUUGCUUACAUUCGAAUCCAAAAUCUCGACCUUCAAUGAAAUUCGUGUCUCAAGAAUUUCUAUCUCCCAAGAGAUCAUUGGCAGGUCUUGAGAUUUCUUUGCUGGAGCUGCGAGCUCUUGGCAUGCACGCAAAUGGAGGUGAUGUCACAGUUCCUAGUUGAAAAUGUGAACUUUGAGCUCACAUUGAAGUUUACAAUAUUUCUUAAUUUUGGAAGAACUUUUUCCAUUUUUAGUACACUAAAUGUCUUUAUAAUAUUUUAGUGUGACAUUGUAUGUAAUUUUAACAAAGCACACUUUUCUCGUGUACUGCAGAAUCAAUAAGAACAUCACUGUCUAGGUUAAAUUGAAA